Molecule: messenger RNA, 2634 nt
Organism: Gorilla gorilla gorilla (western lowland gorilla)
Lineage: Eukaryota; Metazoa; Chordata; Mammalia; Primates; Hominidae
Product: histone-lysine N-methyltransferase 2C-like
Biological process (GO): positive regulation of transcription by RNA polymerase II
Cellular component (GO): MLL3/4 complex
Molecular function (GO): transcription coactivator activity; histone H3K4 methyltransferase activity
Source: RefSeq, a predicted model, not a curated record
AUGACUUGUUCAGCUUUUGAAUGUUUGUCUGUCUUCUGGAAAGCCUUUCCCUACACUGAGGGUAUAGAGGACACAGAUAGUCUUCUCAUUGCUGUAUCAUCCCAACAUACAGUGAAUACCGAAUUGGAAAAACAGAUUUCUAAUGAGGUUGAUAGUGAAGAAAUGAAAAUGUCUUCUGAAGUGAAGCAUAUUUGUGGUGAAGAUCAAAUUGAAGAUAAAAUGGAAAUGACAGAAAACAUUGAAGUCGUUACACACCAGAUCACUGUGCAGCAAGAGCAACUGCAGUUGUUAGAGGAACCUAAAACAGUGGUAUCCAAAGAAGAAUCAAGGCCCCCAAAAUUAGUCAUUGAAUCUGUCACUCUUCCACUAGAAACCUUAGUGUCCCCACAUGAGGAAAGCACUUCAUUAUGUCCUGAGGAACAGUUGGUUAUAGAAAGGCUACAAGGAGAAAAGGAACAUAAAGAAAAUUCUGAGCUUUCUACUGGAUUGAUGGACUCUGAAAUGACUCCUAAAAUUGAGGGUUGUUUGAAAGAUGUUUCAUACCAAGGAGGCAAAUCUAUAAAGUUAUCAUCUGAGACAGAGUCAUCAUUUUCAUCAUCAGCAGACAUAAGCAAGGCAGAUGUGUCUUCCUCCCCAACACCUUCUUCAGACUUGCCUUCACACGACAUGCUGCAUAAUUACCCUUCAGCUCUUAGUUCCUCUGCUGGAAACAUCAUGCCAACAACUUACAUCUCAGUCACUCCAAAAAUUGGCAUGGGUAAACCAGCUAUUACUAAGAGAAAAUUUUCUCCUGGUAGACCUCGGUCCAAACAGGAGGCUUGGAGUACCCAUAAUACAGUGAGCCCACCUUGCUGGUCCCCAGACAUUUCAGAAGGUCGGGAAAUUUUUAAACCCAGGCAGCUUCCUGGCAGUGCCAUUUGGAGCAUCAAAGUGGGCCGUGGGUCUGGAUUUCCAGGAAAGCGGAGACCUCGAGGUGCAGGACUGUCGGGGCGAGGUGGCCGAGGCAGGUCAAAGCUGAAAAGUGGAAUCGGAGCUGUUGUAUUGCCUGGGGUGUCUACUGCAGAUAUUUCAUCAAAUAAGGAUGAUGAAGAAAACUCUAUGCACACUACGGUUGUGUUGUUUUCCAGCAGUGACAAAUUCACUUUGAUUCAAGAUAUGUGUAUAGUUUGUGGCAGUUUUGGCCAAGGAGCAGAAGGAAGAUUACUUGCCUGUUCUCAGUGUGGUCAGUGUUACCAUCCAUACUGUGUCAGUAUUAAGAUCACUAAAGUGGUUCUUAGCAAAGGUUGGAGGUGUCUUGAGUGCACUGUGUGUGAGGCCUGUGGGAAGGCAACUGACCCAGGAAGACUCCUGCUGUGUGAUGAUUGUGACAUAAGUUAUCACACCUAGUGCCUAGACCCUCCAUUGCAGACAGUUCCCAAAGGAGGCUGGAAGUGCAAAUGGUGUGUUUGGUGCAGACACUGUGGAGCAACAUCUGCAGGUCUAAGAUGUGAAUGGCAGAACAAUUACACACAGUGCGCUCCUUGUGCAAGCUUAUCUUCCUGUCCGGUCUGCUAUUGAAACUAUAGAGAAGAAGAUCUUAUUCUGCAGUGUAGACAACGUGAUAGAUGGAUGCAUGCAGUUGGUCAGAACUUAAAUACUGAGGAAGAAGUGGAAAAUGUAGCAGACAUUGGUUUUGAUUGUAACAUGUGCAGACCCUAUAUGCCUGCGUCUAAUGUGCCUUCCUCAGACUGCUGGACUUCACUUGUAGCACAAAUUGUCACAAAAGUAAAAGAGCUAGACCCAUUCAAGACUUAUACCCAGGAUGGUGUGUGUUUGACUGAAUCAGGGAUGACUCAGUUACAGAGCCUCACAGUUGCAGUUCCAAGAAUAAAACUGUCAAAACCAAAACUGAAAUUGAAGAUUAUAAAUCAGAAUAGCGUGGCCAUCCUUCAGACCCCUCCAGACAUCCAAUCAGAACAUUCAAGGGAUGGUGAUGUGGAUGAUAGUCGAGAAGGAGAACUUAUGGAUUGUGAUGGAAAAUCAGAAUCUAGUCCUGAGCGGGAAGCUGUGGAUGAUGAAACUAAGGGAGUGGAAGGAACAGAUGGUGUCAAAAAGAGAAAAAGGAAACCAUACAGACCAGGUAUUGGUGGAUUUAUGGUGCGGCAAAGAAGUCGAACUGGGCAAGGGAAAACCAAAAGAUCUGUGAUCAGAAAAGAUUCCUCAGGCUCUGUUUCUGAGCAGUUACCUUGCAGAGAUGAUGGGGUUCGGGCCGCGGGCCCCUCCCCUCGCCCAGGCACACCUUGCAGAGGAGGGGGCGGCGGGGACAGGACCCGGGUCUGUGCCUACGCACACCCUCGCGGGCCAACCCCACCCCCCCGCCGGGUACCUGUCACGGCUACUGCCGCGGCGCGCGCCCGCCAGGUUAAGCCGGAUGGCGGGAGGAGGGGUGCGGGGCACGGGGUGCGGGGAGGGUGGCACGGCGCGCGCGUGCGCAGGAGUCGCCGAGCAAGAACUGGUAGUGCGCGCGCUCGCCGCUCGCUCGCGUCCCGGAGGCGGAGUCUGCGGCGGCGGGAGGAGCAGGGGCGCGCCUAUGCUAGUCACCGCCGGACUCGCUGCGCCCUGGCGGCUCUAGGGACCCCUGGCGCCUACACUUAG